AUGUCGGACGAGACGAUCGAGGUCGGGCCCAAGGGCAAAUCGCCGUCCCACGGCCCUGGGGCCGACGAUGGCGCCAAAUUGACCAUGGUGGCCUCCAGUGGCGAGGUCACCCAAGGCGAGGGCGAGGUUGAGACGGGGCAAGUGCAUCGCGUCGAGGAGAAAUACUACAGCAAGAUCUCCGUGUAUUUGAUGAUGCUGUUUGCCGGCCUUGCCGUCGGGUCAGAUGGAUACAAUGCUUCUGUCAUCGGCAACGUCGAGCUCCUCUUCGCCGUGCUCUACCCCGACGCGUUGACCAACUCCAUGUAUUCUCGGCUCUCCAACGCCUUCCUGGUGGGUAUGAUCGUUGGCAUGUUGGCCUUUGGGUUCGUCGCCGACCAGCUGGGGCGCAAGACCGGGGCGGUGGCCACCACGGCCCUCCUCGUGCUCGGCAUCGUGUUGAGCACUGCCGCCAAUGGCACUUCUCCAACAGGGCUCAUGUGGAUGCUGAUCGUGGCUCGAGGCGUGGCCGGGGUGGGUGCGGGAGGAGAGUAUCCUGUAUCUUUCGCCGGUGCAUUGGAGGCGUCAGACGAAGGCGCGCAAUACCGCAAGACGCGAGGGUUCAUGUUCGCCCUGGUAGGCGAUCUGUCGGCGUCGCUGGGCUACUGCUUUGGCGCGCUGGUGCCGCUCCUGCUGCUGCUGUGCGUGCAUCAGAAACAAGACAAGUAUGAGCUGGUGUGGCGGCUGUCGUUUGCCCUGGGCCUGAUCCCGCCGCUGUCCAUCUUCUGGUUUCGCAUGCGCAUGACCGUGUCGACCGCGUACCGCAAGUCGAGUCUGCGCAAGCAGAAGAUCCCCUACCAUCUGAUCGGCAAGCGAUACUGGCGACGUCUCCUCGGCGGCUCUGCCACCUGGUUUCUCUACAACUGGAUCAGCAUCCCCUUUGGCAUCUUCAGCUCCACUAUCGUGUCCCGCGUCAACCCGUCCAACUCGUUGGUCAAGACCCUGGGCUGGGGCGUCAUCAUCAACGCCUUCUACAUCCCGGGCCCGUUCAUCGGCGGCCUGCUGUCCGACCGCAUCGGAAGACGCAAAACCAUGGCCCUGGGCUUUGCCCUGCAGGGGAUCCUGGGGUUUAUCCUCGGUGGCGCCAACAAGCCCAUCCAGCGCGUCUUUCCUUUGUUCGUCGUCAUGUACGGCAUCUUUUUGACUUUGGGAGAAGUCGGCCCUGGGAGCACCGUUGCCAUCACUGCCUCCGAGCCAUUUCCUACCUCGAUCCGAGGCCACACCACCGGCUUCAUUGCCGCUUGGUCCAAAGCGGGCGCUGCCAUUGGAACCCAGGUCUUCACCGCCAUUCUGAACGCGUACAGCGACGAUCCAGAGAAAGGAAACCAAGUGGCCUUCUUGAUCGGAUCUUCGUUCGCCAUUCUCGGUGCCCUCCUGGCCUUCUUCCUGCUGCAGGAUGCCGACAAGCAUUUAGACAGCGAGGACGAUAAAUGGAAAGUCUACCUGCACGAGCAUGGCUGGAAAGCCGAAUGGGGUGAUGAUGAGACCAGGGAUCCGGCGGGGGUGUUCAAACACCCACUGACUCGGACUUCUUGA
This is a messenger RNA of Capronia epimyces CBS 606.96, 1572 nucleotides long. RefSeq lists its product as uncharacterized. The transcript is spliced from 5 exons. Gene Ontology annotation, biological process: carboxylic acid transport; transmembrane transport. The record is from RefSeq and is a predicted model, not a curated record. Gene Ontology annotation, molecular function: carboxylic acid transmembrane transporter activity. Lineage: Eukaryota; Fungi; Ascomycota; Eurotiomycetes; Chaetothyriales; Herpotrichiellaceae. The coding region runs from base 1 to 1572 and encodes 523 amino acids. Gene Ontology annotation, cellular component: plasma membrane.